Molecule: messenger RNA, 378 nt
Organism: Cladocopium goreaui
Lineage: Eukaryota; Dinophyceae; Suessiales; Symbiodiniaceae
Source: the annotation of a GenBank genome assembly
AUGCCACAAGCCCCACACCUGCCACGCCAGCCACAACAUCAGGAUCGAGAAGUGCAUGAACCCGUGCCAGAGCGCACAGAACGCUCCUUGCAGGCAUCUGUGAGCAGGAUAGCCCAGGAGUCAAUCUCCUUCGGACGUUUGCUCCAGGAGGCGCAAGACACGUUGAAGGGCGCUGCAACACAGGCUACGGCGCCAACCGCUCGCAGGCUACAUCAGCAUUUGGACGCGCUGGAAGCAAAGACUCGCCAGUUGCGCGCAGAUGCAGGCCGCUCACAGAUGAGAAGGAGCCCACGAGAGGGGACACAGCACCAGCAAUCCUUUGACCUCAUCACACGUGGCACAGGAUGGCGCACGCAGCCGCGAACUUCUCAGCUGUAG